CAGUUAUCUGCAAAACACUCAUUUAUUGUCUUUUCAUCUCUCUCUGCAAUCUCUAUGUUCUGUUCCAGCUCAUCCUUGCCACGUGGGAAGGAGGCUACAACUUGCAGUGCCAGAACCUCCACAGCGCAGGGGAGGCCGACAUCCGGGUAGCCGAGGUGCUGUGGUGGUAUUAUUUUUCCAAAGUAAUUGAAUUCAUGGACACUAUCUUCUUUGUACUGAGAAAGAAAAGCAGCCAGAUCACCUUCCUUCACGUGUAUCACCAUGCCACUAUGUUUAACAUUUGGUGGUGUGUUCUGAACUGGAUACCUUGUGGACAAAGUUUCUUUGGACCCACUUUGAAUAGUUUUAUCCACGUGCUCAUGUAUUCUUAUUACGGACUGUCAGUCAUCCCUUCUAUGCGCAAGUAUCUGUGGUGGAAGAAAUACCUCACUCAGGCACAAUUGAUCCAGUUUCUGCUCACUAUUGUGCACACACUCAGCGCAGCUGUGAAGCCAUGUGGAUUCCCAUUUGGCUGCCUCAUGUUUCAGUCCUCCUACAUGGCCACACUGGUCGUUCUCUUCAUAAACUUCUACAUUAAGACAUACCGGAAAGCACCUGCAAGAACAGCUAUAAAGGAAACCCCUGUCACAACAGAAAUAAAGAACGGUUUCCAUAAGGACUACUUAGCUGCUGCCAAUGGAUUCCUGAACAAUAAGAAAGAACAAUAAUUAUAGUAUUUCCUAUGAUUUAAAAAAAAAAAAAAAGAAAGAAAAAGACUGAAUUACAAGCUUUAGCUUAAAACCUGUUUGGUUACGUUUAUCAGUUCUUUGUACCAGACACUUGUUAAUGUACCACUAUUUAGGUUUUAACAAAACUAGUAGAAUUACUUGUCCUGUCAAAGAUCACCAUCGGAACAAAGAAGGCCAAGAUCUUUCUCAUAUGAAAAAGAAAACCUUUCUGAUCUCUAACGCUGACACAAAAACGCCUUAUAAAACACUUGAUGCAUAAAUCCAUCAAUGCCUUCAAAAAGUUAGGACUCUGUUCAGACUAACACGGUGAGCACUUUUUGUGCAUGCGGGAGGUCUUGAGGCAAGGCUUCGCAGUGCACCCAACACGUUCAGCUAAACCAUGGCCAAGGUCAGGAAAAGGAAGGGAGAGAAAAGAAAAAAAGGUGAGAAUCAUAUCUUUUCCAUCACCAUACCCCUCUCUGCUUCUUCCCA
This is a messenger RNA of Fulmarus glacialis (Northern fulmar), 1199 nucleotides long. It is a transcript of the gene ELOVL2, whose product is annotated as ELOVL fatty acid elongase 2. NCBI's taxonomy places the organism in Eukaryota, Metazoa, Chordata, Aves, Procellariiformes, Procellariidae. The transcript has 6 exons. Gene Ontology annotation, cellular component: endoplasmic reticulum membrane. Gene Ontology annotation, molecular function: fatty acid elongase activity. The annotation marks the transcript as partial. Gene Ontology annotation, biological process: fatty acid elongation, polyunsaturated fatty acid; very long-chain fatty acid biosynthetic process; fatty acid elongation, saturated fatty acid. The record is from RefSeq and is a predicted model, not a curated record.